AUGGCAUUCAGCAUGUGGAGGGACUACCUAGGCCUGAGUGCCACCAUCCAGGCCAGCCAGAUCUCAGCAGCAGGUGCCAGCAGCCAGGAAGGUCCUAGCACUUUACCACCACCAUGCCAGGAGAAGCCUUUGCCAGCAGCAAGUCUGCCAGGCAGAGGAGAAAAGACGCAGAGGAGAUGCCAGCCGCCAAUGCCCCCCGAGGCUCCUGAAUGUCAAGAUCGCCACCCUGACACCCUAAGGAGGAACCGUAAUGUUUCGGCGUGCGCCUUCUGCAAGCACAAUGGGGAGUCACUGGAGUUUUACACUGGCCACAGCCUGAAGGACAACACUGGGAAGGUGGCAUGCCCGGUCCUGAGGAGCUAUGUGUGCCCACAGUGCGGGGCCACAGGGGACAGGGCCCACACCAGGAGAUUCUGCCCUUUGACCAAGGACACUUACACCUCUGUGUACCACUCCUUCACCAGGAACCCUGAUGGCAGAAAGACCAACUAG
Bufo gargarizans (Asiatic toad) is the source of this 492-nucleotide messenger RNA. RefSeq names its product nanos homolog 3-like. NCBI's taxonomy places the organism in Eukaryota, Metazoa, Chordata, Amphibia, Anura, Bufonidae. Gene Ontology annotation, biological process: oogenesis; negative regulation of translation. The transcript has a single exon. Gene Ontology annotation, molecular function: zinc ion binding; mRNA binding. The record is from RefSeq and is a predicted model, not a curated record. The coding region runs from base 1 to 492 and encodes 163 amino acids. Gene Ontology annotation, cellular component: perinuclear region of cytoplasm.